This is a messenger RNA of Triplophysa dalaica, 1556 nucleotides long. It is a transcript of the gene rnaset2, whose product is annotated as ribonuclease T2. Gene Ontology annotation, cellular component: extracellular region. The record is from RefSeq and is a predicted model, not a curated record. Bases 214 to 957 code for a protein of 247 amino acids. The transcript is spliced from 10 exons. NCBI's taxonomy places the organism in Eukaryota, Metazoa, Chordata, Actinopteri, Cypriniformes, Nemacheilidae. Gene Ontology annotation, biological process: RNA catabolic process. Gene Ontology annotation, molecular function: RNA binding; ribonuclease T2 activity.
GCAGAUAGCGGAUCUCGACACAAACACGAUAAACCACAAUGUACUGCAGCAGUAGUGUAUGCUGUUUGAGGAAGUGUAAGCUUUGUUAGUCAAUUACACAUUGUUUCUGUGAGAUAGUCACCCUUCAGUUCUGCAUUGCCACCGCACUGAAUAAAUUCGCAUAAAACUUUUAUACUUGAUUAAGUGACUGGUGGAUCAUAUCAGGAUUGAAGAAUGAGAUUCAGUGCUGCAGUUGUGUUACUGUGUGCUGGAUAUUUUCUCCUGUCAGCAGCCGUCAGCGCUCAUCCUCGGAGGGAAUGGACCAAACUGAUCUUGACUCAACACUGGCCAAAGACAUUCUGCGGUAUGCAUCAAUGCCAAACAAAUAUCAGCUUUUGGACCCUGCAUGGCUUAUGGCCCAAUGCUGGAAGCAUGUGCAACUCAUCCUGGCAUUUUAAUGCCACUUUGAUCGAGGACAUAAUGCCAGAAAUGCAGAAAUAUUGGCCAGAUCUUCUGGCUCCUUUUUCCCCAGAAUUUUGGCAGUAUGAAUGGAAGAAACAUGGAACAUGUGCAGCUAAAGCAGAGUCACUGAAUAGUCAGCAUAAAUACUUCAGCAAAGCUCUUGAGCUUUACCACAAGUUUGACCUCAACAGUGUUUUAACGAACAAGCAAAUUGUGCCGUCUGAAGAGCACUACAAACUUGAUGAUAUAGAAAGUGCCCUUACUAGUUUCUAUGGAGUAAAGCCGAAGAUUCAGUGUGUCCACCCAGGAAAGGGAGGCCAGUUUCAGACGUUGGGUCAAAUUGAGAUCUGCGUGGACAAAGAUUUCCAGCUAAUGGAUUGUGAAAGGUCAGGUGAAGAAAUACUGAGCAAUGAGAUCCCCCCACUGGGUGUUAAAGGCCAUCCAGACCUCAGUGUGUGUGAUCACUCCAUGCCAAUCUUUUAUCCUCCGGUAGUGAGCAGAUCACAGAGGUGGUAAACUUGAGCCCUUGAGUGUCAUUGAGCUGUAGUGCAAUCUGUGACAUCACUGAGCAAGAGACGGUUACAGUUCAUCCUCAAUUUAUGUGACCAGUUUAGCUCUUAAAACACUGUGUACACACACCUCAAAGGAAAUGUUUUAAUUGCACAUUUUGGGGCAUUUUUUAAGUAUAUUUUUAAGUAAUUUUCUUUUACAUUCUCUUAUUUUAAUGAUUAUAUGCUGGGAAAAUAUGCCAACCAUCUAAGGGUAAAGUUCUGUAUUUUUGUAAUAGGGUUCUUUAAUGUUCUUUUUGUUAUAUAUAUGUUUAUUUGUCUUAAUAAGGCAAACAAUUAUAAUGUAAUGCAAAGCUAUCAAGGUUACAUUUCACCACGAAACCCACAGGGUCAUGUUCUUUCUUAAAUCUUCAAAGAGAAUAGUGGUCUUAAAAAUAGGCCUUUUUUCAUUAAGACACAAUUUUUAUUUGCUUUUGGUUGAGAUCUGUUCCAGACAUGGUGAGUUUCCACCAUUUAAUUCUAAUCCUCAAUGAUUGAAAUGUUUGUUGAAAUGUGCCCCAGCAAUAUUUGAUCUGAAAAAUAAAUAUUACGCUUUGCUUUACAAGA